AUGGCCACCAAUACCUCUUCCAAGGGAUCCGAAAAGCUCGACAGAAAGAAAUCCAAUCUCUCCGAGCUGAUUAGGACUGAGCCGGUCAUCGAGAAGAAGGCCGACAGCGUCCUCUUUCCACUUACGGACGACCAACGCUAUGCGAUGAGCGAGCAAGCACGUAGUUCCUCUCCAGUCUACAAACUAUACAAGAGAAGAUGUGGGAAUGGUACGAUUAGCUCUAUAACUCUAACUGCGCGCUCUUAUGAACCGUUCGCUAGUGCAAUCGCCAACGACAGUCAAUUGGCUCAGUCAGACGGUCAAUCUAGUCUACCUCCCCAUGGCCCUGGCGAUCCCCACCUUGAUCCAAAGACUUGGAAUCCGAACCACAUGCAUAUCAGCAGCAGUUUGCUUGCUACUCGCCUCUUGGAUCCGAUAUGCGGGGACGGCAAAAUCUUUGCGGGUAUUGCUCAACCAGUCUUCCAAGUACUAGGCCCCAAAUUCUCAGAGACCUGGUUCGACCUCAAGGCGAGGACUACGGCUACUAUGGUCAUUGCAGUUGGAAGUGCGCUCGGACAAUUAUUGCCCCCCUUCAUGUCAAACCCACGAGUAUCUGUACGGAGCUCUCCUACUGUCAGACUUUAUCUUCUCAUUGUCCCUGUUCAGGUACUUGUGCUUGCGAUUGCCACUACAGCAUGCUUGGGACUUGUGAUCUUGAUCCAAGAUGCCCCUCCCACGCCACCAACGUAUGCCGGUUCCCGCCGUUCCCCACCCUUCCUCAGGACGAUCUUGGCCUUGUUCGGCCGCCAGAAGACGGGCGAAGAGGAGAAUCUCUCAUUCACCAGGACGGAGAAAAUCGACUUUGCAAUACUUGUUAUUGUUUUCGGAGUAUUGGUUGGAUGCAUUAGUUCAUUCUCCAUUCUGACUAACCAGAUUGCACCCGUUGGAUAUUCGGAAGAGACGGCUGGGUUCAUUGGGGCCGCCCUGCUCCUUCUAGGUCUCCUGGCCGGCCUCAUCACCUCGCCGCUCUUCGACCGUGUUUUGACGCAUCACCUGGCGGUGACAGUCCGCUUCGUUCUUCCACCUAUGGCUGGAUGCUGGAUCGGUCUCAUCUUUGCCGUUCGCCCCAACAACUCCAUACCGAUCUUUGUCCUAGCUGGCCUCAUUGGUGUCCUUGGGUUCUUGCUCCUCCCUGUCGGGCUUGAGCUCGGAUGUGAGGUCACGAGAAACGCCGAGUCUUUAGUCUUAUGUCCAGUGUCACUAACCUUUCCCCAGUAUCUGAUAAACUACGCGACCCCAACCCGCCCCAUAGCAUGCGCAAUGCGCUCAUCUUACUCGCUGCCUUUGUAUCCGCUGCAACCAUUACCACCAUCAAGCUCACUG
Acaulospora colombiana is the source of this 1362-nucleotide messenger RNA. The record is from the annotation of a GenBank genome assembly. NCBI's taxonomy places the organism in Eukaryota, Fungi, Glomeromycota, Glomeromycetes, Diversisporales, Acaulosporaceae.